This is a messenger RNA of Hippocampus zosterae (dwarf seahorse), 1909 nucleotides long. RefSeq lists its product as uncharacterized. The coding region runs from base 69 to 914 and encodes 281 amino acids. The record is from RefSeq and is a predicted model, not a curated record. The transcript is spliced from 2 exons. Lineage: Eukaryota; Metazoa; Chordata; Actinopteri; Syngnathiformes; Syngnathidae.
UGGCAGGGUCACCCAUGGCAAACAGGUUCUAGGUGAGGGGCCAGACAAAGCAUGGCUCAUAGACCCUUAUGAUGACUACAAUAUAUGGACCAAGGUUUCCCUUGCCCGGACGCGGGUCACCGGGGCCCCACUCUGGAGCCAGGCCUGGAGGUGGGGCUCGUUGGCAAGCGCCUGGUGGCCGGGCCUACACCCAUGGGGCCCGGCCGGGCACAGCCCGAAGAGGCAACGUGGGUCCCCCUUCCCAUGGGCUCACCACCCAUGAGAGGGGCCAAAGGGGUCGGGUGCUAUGUGAGCUGGGCGGCAGCCAAAGACGGGGACCCUGGCGGUCCGAUCCUCGGCUGCAGAAGCUAGCUCUUGGGACAUGGAAUGUCACCUCUCUGGCAGGGAAGGAGCCCGAGCUGGUGUGUGAGGCAGAGAAUUUCCGACUGGAUAUAGUCGGACUUGCCUCCACACACAGCUUGGGUUCUGGUACCAGUUCUCUCGAGAGGGGUUGGACCCUCUUCCACUCUGGAGUUGCUCACGGUGAGAGGCGCAGAGCAGGUGUGGGCAUACUCAUUGCCCCCCGGCUCAGUGCCUGUACAUUGGGGUUCACACCGGUAGACGAGAGGGUUGCCUCCCUCCGCCUUCGGGUGGGUGGACGGGUCCUGACUGUUGUUUGUUCAUAUGCACCAAACAGCAGCUCAGCAUACCCACCCUUUUUGGAGUCCUUGGAGGGUGUGCUGGAGAGUACUCCUGCUGGGGACUCCCUUGUUCUGCUGGGGGACUUCAAUGCUCACGUGGGCAAUGACAGUGAGACUUGGAGGGGCGUGAUUGGGAGGAACGGCCCCCCCCGAUCAGAACUCGAGUGGUGUUUUGUUAUUGGACUUCUGUGCUCGCCACGGAUUGUCCAUAACGAACACCUUGUUCAAACAUAAGGGUGUCCAUAUGUGCACUUGGCACCAGGACACCCUAGGCCGCAGUUCGAUGAUCGACUUUGUAGUUGUAUCAUCGGAUUUGCGGCCGCAUGUUCUGGACACUCGGGUGAAGAGAGGGGCGGAGCUGUCAACUGAUCACCACCUGGUGGUGAGUAGGCUCCGAUGGUGGGGGAAGAUGCCGGUCCGUCCUGGCAGACCCAAACGUAUAGUGAGGGUUUGUUGGGAGCGUCUGGCGGAAUCCCCUGUCAGAAGGAGUUUCAACUCCCACCUUCGACAGAGCUUUUCCCAUGUUCCGGGGGAGGCGGGGGACAUUGAGCCCGAGUGGACCGUGUUCCGUGCCUCUAUUGUUGAGGCGGCCAAUCUGAGUUGUGGCCGUAAGGUGGUUGGUGCCUGUCGAGGCGGCAACCCCCGUACUCGCUGGUGGACACCAGCAGUAAGGGAUGCCGUCAAGCUGAAGAAGGAGUCCUAUCGAGCCUUUAUGGCCUGUGGGACCCCAGAGGCAGCUGACGGGUAUCGACUGGCCAAGCGGACCGCGGCUUCGGUGGUCGCCGAGGCAAAAACCCGAGCGUGGGAAGAGUUCGGUGAGGCCAUGGAAGCCGACUUCCGGACAGCUUCGAGGAAAUUCUGGUCCACCAUCCGACGUCUCAGGAGGGGGAAGCAGUGCACCACUAACACUGUGUACAGUGGGGAUGGGGCGCUGCUGACUUCGACUCGGGACGUUGUGAACCGGUGGGCAGAGUACUUCGAAGACCUCCUCAACUCCACCAACACGCCUUCCUUGGAGGAAGCAGAGCCCGGGGACUCUGAGGUGGGCUCUCCUAUCUCUGUGGUUGAAGUCACCGAUGUGGUUAAAAAGCUCCUCGGUGGCAAGGCCCCAGGGGUGGAUGAGAUCCGCCCGGAGUUCCUCAAGGCUCUGGAUGUUGUGGGGCUGUCCUGGUUGACACGCCUCUGCAACAUCGCGUGGUCAACAGGGAGAGUGCCUCUGGAUUGGCAGA